UACGGCGAAGAAAGAAACAUGAGCGGUGACUGAAGCGUGUUUAUAGCCAAGAUUAAUGUUGCAGAACCGGUUGUGCUAUAUAUAUCAAGUUGCAUAUUCAAAUUAUAAUGUCCCCAUUUAAUCAACCGUAGACCAAGCACUUUAAUUCGAGUGAGGGAUAUGGUCGAGGUUAGGGUUUGGAUUAGAAGCAAUAAGUGUUUGAAGAUGUGACGUUGGCGUUAAGAAUCGCAGCAAUUAACCUUGCGGUAAACUGAACACAAUAGAGUGUUAUUAUACGGUUUAUUACCCAUUUUCAACAAUCCCAUUGAUUUUCAUUUGUUCUCGUUCACACAGCCACUUCGAUCCGAUCAAUAAGUUCCCGUUUGUCGCCGAUACAAACCGUCUGCGCGCCGUUUUCCCUCGAAUAACCUAAGAAAUUCGACACCGAUGCCUUUUUUGACGGGUGCAAUAAAUUAAAACAGUUUAUCUCCUCGUUGUAAAUCACCCCCGGCUGUCCAAACGUUGGUAGUGUACCACGCAGCAGAGUGUUUGUGAUUGCGAUUAAAUUCCUCUGAAUCAUACCGAUAUUAAAGGCCUAAUGUUUUGGAAUUUUCUUUUACAUUGAUCAAGGCAAAUAUCAUGUGAUUAUGGUCCGGAAACCCCUAGGAAACCGGCAUAAGUCGUAGUGAUCGCGAAGUAUAACAUUUUUUUCGAAAUGAAAUUGAUUCCAGUGACGUACCACGGCUUCACCGCCAUGGAUAAGAGGUUUUCCAGCCCCAUGCUGCCUUGGAUAGUGUCGGAAAUCAGGAAGAGAGGGUACAGCGAAAAGUUGAGUCUGGGUGUGGAGGAAGGUAUCCUGCAGGCUUACAACCAGGAUUUCGAGUUGCAAUUUGCUCACAAAGUUUCCCAAAUGACGAGGUUUUCCCAGGCCGACUUGGACCCGUGCACCUUUCUAUACCUCCUCAGGGACGACUAUGAGAACCUCCUCUAUUGCUACCUGUUCCAAGCCAAGAAAAUUGCCGAUGUGACCGAUUUGUAUAAACAAAUGAAGGAGCAAAACCACGCAACGCCUACUAGGUCGAUAAGCAGUGCCGCCAAUCUAACUUCGCUCUGUGUGGAUAUCUCGCCUAGUUCUAGCAACUUUUUCGAGGUUUUAUACAUAGGAAAAAUCAAAGUAUGGCAAAAGAAAGUUCCGGAAACUUUCAUAGAUGACGCUUUAGAGAAAUUCAAAGCCCACGAAUUGGAAAAGAACCGUUUGAGACAGCUUAGCAACAUUGGACGUCUUCAGAGCGAAGACAAUAUCGUUAGAAGGGGUUCUGCCGAUUCGUCCACCAGCGAGGACAGCCUUAGCAUUUCUGCGCCUUCCGUACCUCCGCUUCUCCGUUCUCAAUCAGCACACUCGAAUUUGCUCAUAAAACCCCUAGAUGUAAGCAGGAAGCUUCCCGAGAGGAUAGAAAGCGAGGCCAUCUCCCAGCCGGAAUCAGAACAGGAAAAGACAAAUGCUCAAAGUACUUCUAACUCCAGCGACGAGUCCACCAGCAGUCAAAGAGACGUUCGCCAGCCCAAAGAUGCCAAGACUUCAGUAAAUAUAGACGAUCACAACCGCACAAUGGUACUGCAAGUUGACAGGACAGAUUUGAGACUCAUCAGUCCAGAUAGGAAAGUGAUAUUGUUGCAUAAACAUCACAAAGAUGUCACCACUUGCGUUCAGGGUCAAAUUCGAGCUGAGCAUUUUGGCUUUAUUUGUAAAGAAGGCAACACUUCCCAGACGUAUAUGGCGUUUAUUUUCAAAUGCGAAUCUCCAUCGAUAGCCAGUGACGCUUGUGCCGCGAUUACUCAAGCUUUCUUAAGUGCAGAAUCUAGGCCAAGGAAUUCUCUUACGUCUUGUGAACAUUGUCCUAUGGUUUGGUACCAUAAGCUUUGUGUGGAAAUCGAACACAUGUCGGAUAGAAAGACACAGGCAGCCAUUUUAAGAAGAUUAGAACAGCUGGACGAGGAAGAACAAUCGAUCAUUCUGACCAAAUUCAGGGGAGCAGAGACAGAUUCGGUUAGGGAACAAAAUGAGUUUCUCAUGAUGCUGCUUAGGGCGCAUUGCGAGAUGAAGCAAGGUCGUCAUGUUCAUGACACCGCUGAGAAUAGAUCUGAAUUUUUAAACCAGUACCUGGGUAGCAGUACAAUAUUUACAAAAGCCAAACGGUCUCUAACAAACUCUUUCGACCAGCUUUUGAAGAGAAAGGGAUCUAGAGACGAUUUUGGUUCGACAUUAAAAGGAAUGAACUUGCCUAUAACCAAUAAUUUGAACAGAGAAUCCUCGCCACAUUCUCCCGUCCCGAGCAUCGCCGACAUCUCGGACAAAGAAUCCGAAGGUACCCGAUCGCGAUCUUCAACGAUAGGUUCUCAAAGUGACCUUAAGGAUCACCUCUCGAUUAGAGAACAAGGUCACAAAGGUUCCGUGUCGCCAGAUAGGAGUAUCGGUUCAGAGAAAGGGGUUAAGUCACCUAUGAUGGACAUCUUUUUGAAGGUGGGAAACAGUCCUAAAUCCAUAACUUCAGAAGAAGGUAGUCCCAAUAAGUUAGACGCGGGGUCUUGGAGACAGGCGAUAUUUAAAAGAGUUAUGACCCCGAACAAGCAGGAAAAAGUAGAAGAGCCGACCAGGAAUAGGACGAAGGAAGAGUUGAGGAUAUUGUGGAAGAAAUCUAUAUAUCAGGCUAUAUUGUUGGUCCGUAUGGAAAAAGAAAACGCCAGGAUAAGGGCCAAGCAAGAGGAAUCCGCCGUGAAGAGGAUAAAAUUGGAGUACGACGAGAUGAAACCCACUCAAAGAGAGGUAAUGGAUGUUUGGGAGAUGGUUACUAAUAAAGACGUAGGGAGGGUCAAAUGCGAUAAACAAAUGUUAUUGCACGCUAUAAGACAAGGUGUGCCCAGAGGCAAACGUGGUGACGUUUGGCAAUUCCUUGCUGAACAGUUUUGCGCUAAAAUCCCUCCAAUCGAUACCACAAAAUAUCCCAACUACAACACCCCAUACGAGACUCUCUUACGGCAGUUAACGUCGCAUCAACAUGCUAUACUUAUUGACCUAGGUCGUACUUUUCCAAAUCAUUCAUACUUUAGCAGUCCUUUAGGACCUGGUCAGCUGGCACUCUUUAAUCUGUUGAAAGCAUAUUCUUUGUUGGAUCCCGAAGUUGGUUAUUGUCAGGGUUUGAGUUUUGUAGCAGGUGUUCUUCUCCUACAUAUGGAAGAAUCCCAAGCAUUUUUCGUUCUACGCCACUUGAUGUACCGAAGAGGUCUUCGUAAGCAGUACCUGCCUGACAUGAUGUGCCUUCAGAUAAAGCUGUACCAACUGUCAAGACUGGUUCAUGACCAGUUGUCCGAUUUGUACAAUCACUUCGACUUCUACGAAGUUGCUCCCACGUUAUAUGCGGCACCUUGGUUGCUAACUGUCUUCGCCUCGCAAUUCCCUCUUGGUUUUGUCACCAGAGUAUUUGACCUGAUGUUUUUGGAAGGUCCCGACGUUAUAUUCCGCGUUGCCUUAGCCCUCCUUUCUUACCACAGAGACAAACUGUUGCUGUGUGAUAGUUUCGAGGAAAUAAUGAACUAUAUAAAAGUCCAAAUCCCAAACAUCGACAAACCCAUCUUGGACAAAAUAAUGAAACAAGUGUACACAACAGAUAUUACGAAGCAGCUGGAAGAAUAUAAAGUGGAAUAUCAAGUCCUGCAGGAAGAAAUGUCGUCCGUGCAGCCUCAGGUAGAGGCCUUGCACAAAAUGGAGGCUCAAAACAAGACCUUGACCGAACAGAAUAAAGCAUUGAUGAGCCAGUUGGAGCUGGCCUUGGCGAACGUUCAACGUCUUGAAAAAACUAGAGUAUUACUGCAAUCACAGCUGAAUCGUUUGGAGAUGCAGAGCAGAGCCCAAGACGUCACCAUAGCCACUCUGGGCAACUUCAUAAAUAAUCUAGUGGAACAGAAAGUUGACGUCGAGAUUCCCGAUGACGUGCGCAGGAUACUAUCCCAGAUAACGUUCACUGAACGGCGCAAAAGCGAGUUCAAACCGCAGCAAAAUAACUUGAUGAAGAUGUUCCAAAAGGCGUCGGAGACGCUACCAGAUAAUAAGGUGAUGGUUAAGUCUCUAAGCACCGGGAAAAUAUCCAUACCAAACAUCGUGGACCAGAACAUGUUCCGUACGAACAGUCUGAACGCUCACGCUGUCAACAAUCCCGAGUUAAAAACUCAGUCGCAAAGCAACUCUACGGAGAAAAUGUCAAAGUUUUUUUCCAGUUCGCAUAAUAAUAUUUUGCAACAAAGACUCAAUGCUCAAAACACCGUUAAUAGUACGAUGAGCUGCGGUGCUAAAAUCGACAUUAAGAUCCAAGACGUCGAAAACGAACCAAGCACAAAGAAUGUUGCUAACGAGAAGCCUGUGAGUUUGCCAUUGGAUUUCGACACCAGUAAAGUAUCGCCUACUAACUCGUCGGAUAGUGGCGUCGAUACCCCUCUCAGUCCAAAGACAAUCAGCCACCACCCCCUAAGCAACUGUGAUGUCACCUUUACCUACAACGGUACCAGAGAGCUUAAAAAUAUUAGGAGCAUAAGGAAUUUAUCGAGGAAUUCUAGUCCAGAUAUUAUAGGGAAAUGAUUUUUUAAGUGAUUUUGCUUUAAGAAGUGUGAUAUUAUCUUUAGUUUGUCGAAAUUAGGUUAUAUCAUUAUUUAGUAUUGUUUACAGGGCUUUUAUUCAUGGUGCUGUUUCUCGUCUAGUCUCGUAAUAUCAAAUCUUCCAGUUUUUUCCUUAAAUGAAUCAUUGAACCAUUCUAAAUUAUAUAAGUGAGGUUAGAAAACAACCUUCAAAUAACCUUACUUUUGUUUGAAGGUUGUUUUCUAACCUCACUUAUAUAUUCUUUGUAUCAUGGUCUAUACAACCGGUAUAUUGGGGACAUCCCUAAUGCCUACUUGCUUUUUGAGCUAGAUGAGAAUGUGAACUUGAACCAAAUAUUCUAAUUUUGAAAUUAAACUCGAAUUUCUCCAAUCUUGGUACGAAUUUUCAUGACAAAAAAAUUCUCGAGAUCCAUUAACAGUUGAGAUUAUGUUAGAAAAUUUUAUAUUCGGUGAGGGAAAGUGAUUCUUACUCCUAGUAAUAAGUGAUAUUAUUUGUAUUGUUCAGUACGUUAUUUGAGAUUAAUUUGUACUUAAUCCGAAAUGUUAUUGAUUGUAUUGUACUUUUAAGUAUUUUAUCGUAAUUUUCAAUUGUAUAUUUUAUAUUACUAUAUCUUAUUUUUUGUGAUUUUGUGAAAUGUAUAGUGA
This is a messenger RNA of Anoplophora glabripennis (Asian longhorned beetle), 5271 nucleotides long. It is a transcript of the gene plx, whose product is annotated as TBC1 domain family member 1. NCBI's taxonomy places the organism in Eukaryota, Metazoa, Arthropoda, Insecta, Coleoptera, Cerambycidae. Bases 695 to 4609 code for a protein of 1304 amino acids. The record is from RefSeq and is a predicted model, not a curated record. The transcript has 17 exons.